CGGUGGGUGUCAGAUCCGCCGCUGGCGACAGCAGAAGGCUCUGCGACUAUUGUCAAGGCUCCUCCAGCCAGUUCAAUUCCUCAUCCUUCCCAGCCUUCCAAGCUUUCCCUCCAACCCCUCCUUCCUGCAACCUAAGCCCCCAUCCGUAGGAUCUGCUAGCUCCUAAGCUUGGACCUGCAGGCUUCAACGUAUCUCGUAGCCGACUACUUCGCUUUUGUCUCGUCAUCGCUUUGUAUUGCCAGGUUUAAGUUUAGCUUCGGCUGGGGAAGGGCCCACGAUGGCCUCGAAAAGGAUUCUUAAGGAGCUGAAAGAUCUUCAGAGAGAUCCUCCUACAUCAUGCAGUGCUGGCCCAGUCGCCGAAGACAUGUUUCACUGGCAAGCAACAAUUAUGGGUCCUCCAGAUAGUCCUUACGCCGGUGGCGUCUUUCUGGUUACCAUACACUUUCCUCCCGACUACCCUUUUAAGCCUCCCAAGGUCGCCUUUAGGACGAAGGUGUUUCAUCCCAACAUCAACAGUAACGGGAGCAUUUGUUUGGACAUUUUGAAGGAGCAGUGGAGUCCCGCCUUGACCAUCUCUAAGGUUCUUUUGUCGAUUUGCUCCAUGUUGACGGAUCCGAACCCAGAUGAUCCUCUGGUUCCUGAAAUCGCCCACAUGUAUAAGACAGACAGGCAAAAGUAUGAAGCAACUGCACGUACUUGGACAGCCAAGUAUGCCAUGGGCUAGCCUUUCACAAAACGAGGGGGUCCUCCCUUUCUUUUGUAAAUCUAAGGCCCCUUGCUCCUGCAUCAGUCAUUCUAUGAACGGAACGGAAGUGUGUGUCCUCUUCAUGUGUUCUCUGGUCCGUUGGACUAUUGACAAGCAAGCAGAAUGGUAUGACAUCAGUUUCCCAUCCCAACUCCCAGGCUAUAUUUUUUAAUGUGCGAUGUGAUUAUGGAAGUAGUUGAGCAAUGAAAGACACUGUCAUCACGAGGCUGCCUUCUACCUUCAGUGGAAAUGUAUACAGAUAU
Messenger RNA from Closterium sp. NIES-67, 1008 nucleotides. NCBI's taxonomy places the organism in Eukaryota, Viridiplantae, Streptophyta, Zygnematophyceae, Desmidiales, Closteriaceae. The record is from the annotation of a GenBank genome assembly.